AUGCUCCUCGGCAGCCUUACCAUCUUCUCCCUCCUCACCUGGACCCUCGCCGCUUCUGUGUCAACACUCUACCAAUUCAGCGACAAAGGCACAUUCAUCGAUAACCUCGUCAUCCGACAAAAUGGCCAUAUACUUCUUACGCGAAUUGACGUUCCCCAAGUCUGGUCCGUCGACCCAGAUACCCAUGUCGGGACUCUGGUGCACGAUUUUAGUUAUGACAACUCCACUAUAACCAGCUGCUUCGGCAUUGCUGAGGUACACCCAGGAUCGGAUAUUUUCGCGGUGAUAACUGGUAGCUUCGACUCGAGUAGUUUCUCCUCUAUACCAGGCUCGUUUGAGGUAUGGAAGUUGGAUGUCAGCGGGGACGAAACGGAAGCGUUGCCAUUGGUUUCCAUUCCUGAGGCGAAGGCGUUGAGUGCUGUUAUCAAGUUUGGGGAUCUACUCUUGAUUGCCGAUAGUCCGGACGGUGCGAUAUGGCGUGUCAACCUCCGCACAAACGAAUAUGCCAAAGCCAUCGUGCAUGAGUCGAUGUUGCCCGCACCGAAUGCACCGCCAAUGGGGAUUAACGGUAUCCGUGUGCGAAACGGCUUUUUGUACUAUGCUAGUACUACGAGACAAGAGUUCCGGCGAGUGGCUAUCAGUUCGAAUGGAGAAGCUACAGGGCCGUUUGAGAUAAUCGCCAGCGGCAUCGCUCUGGAUAAUUUUGAUUUGGAUGUGGAUGGUACGGCGUACAUGGCGACGAACGCAGAGAAUUCGAUUACCAAGAUCUCACUAGAUGGGAAGGUUGAGACUGUUGCUGGAGGAAAGUCAUCGAGGGAGUUACCAGGGCCGACGUCUUGUGUAUUGAAGGGGAAGAUGCUGUAUGUUGGGACUAAUGGAGGCUUGACUGAGCCGGUGGAUGGUGUGUUUACGGAGCAAGGGAAGGUUGCAAUCAUUAAGCUUCCUUAA
This is a messenger RNA of Aspergillus ruber CBS 135680, 948 nucleotides long. RefSeq lists its product as uncharacterized. The record is from RefSeq and is a predicted model, not a curated record. Lineage: Eukaryota; Fungi; Ascomycota; Eurotiomycetes; Eurotiales; Aspergillaceae. The transcript has a single exon. The coding region runs from base 1 to 948 and encodes 315 amino acids.